This is a messenger RNA of Stylonychia lemnae, 1356 nucleotides long. The record is from the annotation of a GenBank genome assembly. Lineage: Eukaryota; Ciliophora; Spirotrichea; Sporadotrichida; Oxytrichidae.
AUGGAGUCUAAAUUGAUAUAGAGCAGCCAGAGAUACCUGGUGCAUUUCAUAAAGAAGUUUAAGUAUUUGGACUUCUGUCUGAAUGAACUCGAAUCACUAGCAGACAUGCAUGGAGUCAAAAGAGAUCAGCUCUUCGUCUAGCCCAAAGAGACCCUGAACAACAUUCAAAAGAAUCCGAUGGUCUAUGUGAAUUUGCCUAGCGAAGAUGUUGCAAACCGCAUACUUACAAGGUCUAUCCUUAUCAAAGAGAUCAUUGAUGUCUACUCCACUGGGAAGACAUAUGAAGAAUUGCUGUUGAAUGUCAAUAAAGAAAGACUAUACCCAAUUCUCUAGCUUGACAAGACUUUCAAGUUUAGCAUUGAGGGAAUAGGCAGGAAGAUCCAGCAGGCAGAGCAGAUCAAAAUAAUCGAGUCCUUUGGAAUAUUCCCUUUCAACAAGAAAAUUGACAUAAAGCACGGAGAGAUAACAUACAGAGUGCUCGAGAAUAAUGAGGAUCACAUGAUUUACUUCGGAAGAGAGAUUGCUUCCAACAGAGUGGAAGAGGACACUUUCCACUUCAAGUAUGAUCUCAAGAACAGACCAUACCUUGGUCCAACUUCAACUGACAGUCAGCUGGCGUUCUUAAUGGCUAAUCAAGGCUAGGUCAAAGAAGGAGACUUCGUGUAUGAUCCAUUUGUAGGCACUGGUUCAAUUGCAGUUGCUUGCAGUCAUUUCAAGUGCUAGUAAUACGGUAGUGAUCUUGACAUCAGAGUCUUAAAAGGUUAUGGGGUAGGUAGAAAGUCAAAGAACCUCAACAUUCCUGGGCUUGACAAGAUUCAAAGGUUCGACUUGUUUUGUAACUUCGAUCAUUACAAUAUACCAAGACCAGAGAUAUUAGUCAGUGACUUCUCCAAGCCUCCUUUUAUCAACAAUCGUGGAGCGAUAUUUGAUGCUAUAGUCUGUGAUCCACCAUAUGGUGUCAGAGCUAGAACACAAAAGAUAGGCAUUAGUGAUACCAAGCAGAAGAGAAAAGAGCGUUUAGAAUAAGAAAAGGUUUAGAAGUAGUCAUAAGAUGAAGAUGAAUCCAAACAGUAAGAGGAUACACAGCCAGAAAAAGAGGAGGAGCCACAUUAUAGCAUGAAGGAGCAGUAUGAUGUUAGGGAAAUAUACAAUGAUUUGCUGGAUCAUGCCUCAAGAUUGGUAAGACCUGGCGGAAGACUAGUAUUUCUAUUUCACACGGAUUCGGAACUUACAGCUGAGGAGAACAGGUUCCCCGAGCAUCCAGCAUUCGAAUUUAUUUGCAGUAGUGAAAAUGGCCUGACAAAGCACAGGUCCAGGCAUCUCAUUACAAUGGUUAGAAAAUCUAAUUAAAUCUGA